This is a messenger RNA of Salpingoeca rosetta, 903 nucleotides long. RefSeq lists its product as uncharacterized. Lineage: Eukaryota; Choanoflagellata; Craspedida; Salpingoecidae. The transcript has 8 exons. The record is from RefSeq and is a predicted model, not a curated record. Bases 1 to 903 code for a protein of 300 amino acids.
AUGUGCUUUCGCAUUGCAUCGGCGCUCAUGGUGGUGCUGCUUGUGGUGCUGAUAUUCCACACCAGCCCCAUCACCGCCAACCACGACCACACGGGCGUGGUGCGGUUGCCGCUUGAUCUUGAGCUGUAUGAGGACGUGGACUACGUUGCACGCGUGGACCCCAACAACGAGUAUGCGCAGUCGUGUGUACACGAUGUUGACGACGGCCGCUACGACUUCAGACCCAUAAGCGGGAGCUACGUCGUCAGUAGCAAGGCAGACAAGAGCCAAUUCCGAAUCAACCUGUGUGUUCCUCCUAAGGAAUGCAACGGCCAGAACUCCACCACAAUCUGCCGGCAGAAACGGCUCGCUCGUGAAGCUGGCAUCGAAGCCAUCAUUGAGGUGUCGAUGGGAUCACAACCCCUGUGGGACUCUGCGUUCAAGCCCAGCGACUAUUCCCUCCGCGUUCCAUACACAGACGGAUCAUUUGGCAAGACGGUGCAGGACAUUCAAAGCGCCUUGACACUGGCUGAAUUGUUUGCGCACAGCGAGCUCUCAACGAACACGGCUGCUGCCAUUGAUGCCGCCGUGGACGAGCUGCGACGCCACGCAACACAAUCCAUCCCCAUGACGGUUGUGGACUUUUCGUGCGAUCCGAGCGUGACUGGCCGGCCAGAGUUUGUCUAUCUUGGACCCAUUCCCUUGUCCCAUGGCACGUGGUAUGGUGUGGAGCCAACACAGGACCUACCGGCUGACCUCACUGCGGCAUACGGGCUGAUGAUCGCGCACGCGUGCGUGUGCCCAAAUGCCACAUGCCAUCUGCCAGACCCUCCAAGAAAACCGCCCCGCCCCUGCCACGAGGAGUGGGAUCGAUACAUCUUCAAGAACAUCCCUGCCAUCGCCAUUGUGCGCGCGAACACGUGA